This is a messenger RNA of Sabethes cyaneus, 5606 nucleotides long. RefSeq names its product serine-enriched protein (gene gprs). The record is from RefSeq and is a predicted model, not a curated record. The transcript is spliced from 7 exons. Lineage: Eukaryota; Metazoa; Arthropoda; Insecta; Diptera; Culicidae. Gene Ontology annotation, molecular function: protein binding. Bases 202 to 3903 code for a protein of 1233 amino acids.
GGGUUAUCCCCCGACUGAUUGGGGGACAAAACGGCAAUUCUAAGUGACCCAGGUGGACAAGUGAAAAUUUUUUGGAGGCCAUCACUGCCAACGCAGAGUAGUAGGCGUUGGUGAACGUGAGCGAGCGAACGAGCGAGGAACACUUUUCAUCCGAGUCUUCUCCACUGACUGACUCCUAGCUCGUCAAUAGAAAUCACAGCUAUGCCUGAAGUGUUGCCACUUUCUGGCAUGGCUGAUGCCGAGCCGGACCUGUCGACGUUCGAGAACAAGUCCGGCCUGGCGGAGGAUAUGAAGUUUCUGGCCUCGAUGCCGGAGCUGUGCGACGUGACGUUUCUGGUCGGCGAAACGCGGGAGCCCGUCUGUGCCGUCAAGGCCGUGCUGGCCGCCCGCUCGCGGGUCUUCCAGAAGAUGCUCUACCAGGCACCGUCGCCGCAGCGCAAGAAGGAACCACCGCCGAGGGAGAACAAGCUGCGACUUUUCCUGAAGCGCUCAUCCGAGCCGCUGCUCAAUCUGCAGAAUGCUGCCCAGCAGCCUGCCGGUCAGCAGCACCAGACGCUGAUCAUUGAGGAGUUCGAGCCGGACGUUUUCCGUCAGCUGAUCGAGUACAUCCACACUGGCUGCGUAACGCUGCAGCCGCGUACACUGCUCGGCGUUAUGAACGCAGCCGAUUACUACGGACUGGAAGAGCUGCGCCGUGCCUGUGGUGGAUUCGUACAGUGCUGCAUCAACGUGGACACCGUUUGCGCCCUGCUGGCUUCCGCCGAACGCUACAUUCAGUACAAGUGUACCAAGAGUUUGGUACAGAAGGUGCUGGAGUUCGUGGAUGAACAUGGCAAUGAGGUGCUUAAUUUGGGCAGCUUCACGCUGCUACCGCAGCAUGUCGUCCGUCUGAUUCUGGCACGGGAUGAACUACGAGCGGAUGAGUUCACCAAAUUUCAGGCUGCAUUAAUGUGGAGCAAGAAGUAUUGUGACACAAACCAAACUACUCCUCUGAAGGAGGUGAUUGGAAACUUUUUGGAGUACAUCCAGUUUCAUAAGAUUCCAGCAAACGUACUGAUGAGGGAGGUUCAUCCACUCGGAUUGGUUCCGUACUCAAUCAUUAUGAAUGCCCUAGCUUUUCAGGCAGACCCAACAAGUGUGGACCCCGGAAAGCUCUCCCCCAACUCCAGUCGAUCCCAUCAUCAUCAUCACCAUCAUCAUCAUCAUCAUCAUUCGAAAUCUCUCCCGAAAAUACGUAAAGCCAAGUCCCAGAGUUUCCGCACCCGUCGCAGUCCAUCGGAACGCAAGAGUUUCGUUUCACCCUCGCCGUGGAACUUUAACGUCGAUCAGCGCAAGAGUCCGGUCAGCAGCCUGCAACAACAGAUCCAGCAACAUGUGCCCAGAUCACCGGGAAGCACUUCGGCUCACUUGGAGCACCGAAGUUCGAUCAGCUCGCAGAAGAGUCCGGUACUGUCACGCCAGAGCACUCUGCGCUCGUCGCAUCGCAGGAAAAGCAGCUUGGGUGCAUCGUUAAAUCUGAGCCAAGGACGAAGAAGUCCGAGCAGUAUGCUCAACGACCGCAGCCCUCAGGGCCGCAAGAGUCCAAACCUUCUUAUUACCGAUCAAAUGUACGCUCAAAGUUUCCAGGUCAAUCUGGAUCGUAAGUCUCCAACCGCUAUGUCUUUCUCUGGACGACGCAGUCCUUCGGGACUGCGAAGUCCGUCCGGACUGAGAAGUCCGUCCGGUUUACGCAGCCCCUCGGGCCAGCGCAGCCCAUCGGGACUUCGAAGCCCAUCGGGCUUAUGCAGCCCUUCCGGACGACGCAGUCCUCUAGGUUUCAACCUCCAAAGUGAAUACUCUAAUCUACUUCAGAGCCACAUGGAACGUUUCUCACCGAACUCACUCAGCAGUCACUCCGUUCCGGAUCGUCGAAGCCCCACAACGCAUCUUCCACCGGAACGCAGCCGUAGCCCGAUUGGCUUCCAGUCGCGCUACGGUGGAAGUUUCUACGGCGAUCGUUCGGCUCGCACCAGCCCGACCACUUUGGGCAGCAUUCCUCCCAUCACCAUCUCGAACCCUUCGGAAACGUACGAAAUCGUACAAAAAUCCAUGGAAUCGGAACGCAGUCCGCUGAAACCGGACGCCCCAUCUACUGUACCACUGUCUACCUCUGCCCAGAAAUCUACAUCGUCCAUAGCUGGAGCCACCACUCCGGGAUCGGUCACCUCCGGCACCACGACAGCACCCGAGAAGAAGGAGAAAACAAGCGUGAUGAAGGAGAUUCUGGCAUUCGUGCGGAAACCGUCGAAGAAAGUGUCCACACGAACCAGCAAAUUCGCAGCCGCAUUUUCGCGCGCUGAAGGCAGCACUGGCGCUCCGCUGAUGCGGCAGAGCACCUUCUCUAGCAUCCCGAAUACUUCCAGUUGUGCCGGUCGCAACGCCAUCACCAAGCAGAUGUCGGAAAUUGGCUUCGAACCGAUUAUGUCGUCGCUGAAGCUGAAAGCGGUCGGAUCGAAGAUGUCACUGAAGUCGCUGCGGAAGUUUAGCGGUGAUAAAAAGGAUAAAAAAUCCAGUGGGGAUGAGGUUAGUGACAUCGAGAGUAGUGACGGUGGGAAGAUGGAGGGAGGCAAUCUGCUGGAGAUGCCAUUCGAGCUGGAAAAUGUGAGGUUCGAAAAAGUUGGGGAUUCCUACAUUAAGCAUGAUCAAAUUAAAGAGGAGGAUAGUCCGAGAAGUUCACAGGACAGUGGAGAUGCUGAUGAUGGGCGGUUGAAAAUUACGCCCGUUAGUGAGAUUAAGAAGUCACUGGAAGCGCUUUUCACCCGGCAGGAACCGAUUGAUGAGGCUGCCGAGGAUGGCAGAAGGGAUUCGGAGGCGGUUCAGUGUCCGACGUUUGAGAUAGAGCCUCCGUCGAGGCGAGCAUCGUUCGAUCCUCCUCGUUCUCCCUAUCUGGAGAACUUGCGAAGCUUAAGUGAUACGGAUCAUGAAGCUACUCAGCACAGUCGGCUGGAUUCCGGUGGGGAUAGUUUUGAACUGAUCGAUACUACAACCGAUCGACGAGGAGAGAGUAGUGUCAGUGAUCGGCAUUCAUCUAUGGACACUAGCUUCGAUAUGAGCCGUUAUCAGUCGACUAGUUACGAGGACCAGAACUCUAGCUUUGAACUGGUUGAGUUGGAUACGUCGCAAAGGACUUCCGCGAAGGAUGAGAAAAUUUCUCCGUUUGAUAUUCGGAAGUCUUCGAUCGAGCUGGUGGAUCCGGAGACUUUCCACCGAUCCUACCCGGAGGGGAGGAAGUCUUCUCUGGAAACACAUUUCGAUCUCGUGGAAGGUUACCAUGGGUCCACUCCAAGAAGUGCCAUCACAAUCACACCGAAGGCUCGCAAACAAAUAUCGGAACCCGGUCGAAACCGAGACCAUCACUACAAGGUGGGCACCAUGAAGACCCACUAUUCCGCACCACAUCGUGCCAAAUCGCCACUGUCGAAUCAGACCUCCUCGAACUACAGUUCUCGUGACAGCUACGAUUCGAUCUUCGAGUCCUUACCUCACUGCGAAGUCCGCAGUCCGUUCUCGGACCGGGACUACAAGCAGCACUUCCAGCUGCCCCGUAAAUCGUCCAACGAAUCCUCGCGCUUCCUAUGUACCGACAAACGCUGUGCCUCAAUCUUUGAACCUCGUCCCGCUCGUCUUUCGUCCACUCACCUGGACACCUCCAGCGGUAGCGAAUUCGAGCCGCCGUCACCGCGGAGGGCCGCCAGUGCAUCACCGAAGCACACCUUCACCUUCCGGAUCGUGCUGAAGAAGGUGGACAGCUCGCCGGACGCGAUCUGUCCGUCGGCCGAGCGACGGAACCGCGAAAAGCCGGACAAGCACAAACGGCGCGACAGCCGCCGAAAGAAACUGCUCGAAAUAGGCAAAAGCUUCUAAAGAGCGUCAAGCUAGACAAAGCAGGCGAUGCGAAAAAACAAGCAAGCAGUCAGCUCAAAGUUUUAAAACGUGUUUAAACAACAGUAUUUAUUAGUCAGCGUUUUUUGAAAUUCUAUUCGUGCACACAAUUUUACAUAGUUGUUUACUGUGAAGAGCCAACUUUUCAUCGAGAAUCCAAUACUCUCUCUUCUUGCCUUCCCCUGAAUCGGUUGAUGAACCGGUUAUAAAAACAAACGUAUCUUUUCCAAUUUUGUGAUUGUUUCUCGACUGUUUCCAAUGUUAAACGCAUCUUAUUACAGCCUGAACGUGUACAAAGUUCGCCUUUUCCAAGAAGUUCAUAACCUAAAUUCUAUAUUGUGUGAUAUUAUCGAAUUAUUCAACAAUUCCAACAAUAUAUAUAUCCAUUCCAGCGAAGAAAAAGCACACAGUUUUAAGGUAAUUCAAAGCACUGAAAUUAAACAUUUAAAUCAAAUCAAUCCCUACGAAAACAAAAAAUAAUAAACGUGUUCAAAUUGUGCAAACUCUAUAUGCCGCCGGGUACUUAAAUAGCAGACAUUAUAAGCAUCUACAGUAUUCCACUAAUGGACCGUGAUCAAAUUCUAUAUCAAUAAUAGUUAUUCUCCCCAAUAAAAAGCGGGUUUUUGCAGUACAAGAAACAAACAUCAUACUAACUACAUAGCAUAAUUCUAAAUACAUUUAAAAACAGACAGCAUGACAGUCGAUCGUUGCGAUCCAAGCAGGCCUCGAUUUGCCUUUGUCGAGUUGACAGUUUACAAACACGCCGCAUCCCCUGCGCAGUUAAUCGUAAACUUUCAAACUCGACGACAGUUACAAUGUUGAUUAAAGUAAACAUCUAUGUUUGUAUAUCCGAGAAGAAAGACAGAUUGUUUACUCCUCCCAUUAAUAACACUUGUGUUACAAAGUUAACGCUGGACAAAGUUGUUGACCGCGACCUGGUGAUAGAGAAUCUAUAAAAGAAACCGGAAAACACAGGUUAGUACAAUCGAAAACUCUUUAUUUCGGAUCUUUUUUGUUUUUUUGCAAACAAAAACUCUCCAGGAAAAAAGGGGCCGUACCAAACAACAUCUUUCAAGAACAGCCAGACAAAACCAAACAAAACAAAAAAGCAGUUUGAUUAAUCAGAAAAUAUUCGGUAUUCGUUUUCCGUGUCUAAUAUCGAUAAAAAUAAUCUUACUUAUCUGUCUGUUUGUUCGACCACCAACCUCUUCCCAGUGAACGCCAUCUGGCGCCAAUCCAAACAAAGCCAACCAAAGUAAGUGUUACAUUGUUGACCUAUAAGCUUAGCUGGGAACGAUAUUAUCGAAUAUUUCAAACCGUACUGAGCGAGGUUUUUCUCUUCGGAGAAUUCGGGAAAGGCAGUGUGAAAACAAAAACUAUUUUACAAACCUUAUAAAGAAAAAUUGUUCGAUCGAGUGAAACUUAUUUACAAUCAAACUCCCCCCGUGGAAGUGACGUUACAACCAUGCAACGUCGAAGUCAAAACCGCUAACUAUGACAAACUAUAUGACAAACAAACUAGUGUGGAGAUUACGAAUACUAAACUAAACAAAAACGGAGAGAUUCGAAAUUUUGGAUGCAGGAAAAAAUGUUAUCAAAAAAUGUCUGAAAAAAAAUCAAUAAAUUCAAUUCAAUUCAUUCCAUUAACACACCCCUCACAUCCAUUAUUCGGUGUAUGUUGAUUG